Messenger RNA from Aedes aegypti (yellow fever mosquito), 1527 nucleotides. RefSeq names its product acylglycerol kinase, mitochondrial (gene Mulk). Gene Ontology annotation, cellular component: TIM22 mitochondrial import inner membrane insertion complex; mitochondrion. The coding region runs from base 169 to 1479 and encodes 436 amino acids. Gene Ontology annotation, molecular function: acylglycerol kinase activity; ATP-dependent diacylglycerol kinase activity; ceramide kinase activity. Gene Ontology annotation, biological process: protein insertion into mitochondrial inner membrane; ceramide biosynthetic process. The record is from RefSeq and is a predicted model, not a curated record. The transcript has 3 exons. Lineage: Eukaryota; Metazoa; Arthropoda; Insecta; Diptera; Culicidae.
AGCGAGUAUCAGUCACGCAAUCGCAGCAACCACGCACGCUGUUCUCCUCUUGUGCAACAUUAUUAUCAUCGGCGAAAUUUGUUCUGAAUGUUUCCAAUGUUUCGAUUGCAAUCGUGCUAAAAUUGAAUGUAAGCCGGUGUGUAGAAAGUGUAACUAUAACGGUAAAAGAUGGCAUUUGUUAUCCGGUUCGCCAAAGGUGUACGGAAUCACUGGAAGAAGUCAACGUUCCUGGCGAGUGCCGUGGCAUACGGAGUGUCGUACUCCCACGAGAAGUAUGAAAUCAAGCAGCUCAUGCGCCACUACUGCACCGAAGCAUCCAAGUAUGGCGACAUCGUAGUUGGUAAAACCCAAAGACUCCAGAAGGUCCUGGUGCUGCUCAACCCAGCAGCCAAUCGCAAAUCCUGCGAGGAAGAUUUCCACGACUACUGCGAACCGAUUCUGCACCUGGCGGGAUUCGAAGUGGACAUCGUCAAAACCGAUUCCGAAGGUCACGCCCGCCGUUAUCUGGAGGAGUUGGCUACGCUUCCGGAUGCGAUCGUGGUAGCCGGGGGUGAUGGAACCGUUUCGGAGGUGGUGUCCGGAUUGAAACGGAGAGGGGAUGGGGCCGAGUGUCCGAUUGGGGUGCUUCCUGUGGGACGGACAAAUGGCUUGGCCAUGGCAUUGUUCCGGAGCAGCGAGGACACUUCAAAGCUGGAAGAUGUUCGGGCAAUGGCAAACGCGGCCUAUGCCGUCGUUGCGGGGAAAAAGGAGAAGAUGGAUCUGAUGAAGAUCGAAGUGCUGCCCAAUGAAAUCGACGAGAAGGUACCGGAGAAGCCGGUUUACGCCGUGGGUAGCCUACAUUGGGGCGCUUUUCGGGAUAUUCUUGCACUGAGGGAUAAGUACUGGUACACCGGAUCCUUGAGAGAUUACACAGCUUUCCUGUUCAACUUGUUCGAUGGGAAGCACACUUGGAAUUGUAAGGCGAAGGUCACCUACACGGAACCAUGUCAGGGGUGCAGCAAAUGUUACCAGGAACAUCAGCAGCAACCGAAGCAAGAACCGACAAGGCGAUGGUGGUCUGUGUUUAUUCCAAAGGCCAAGACCGCGCAAGGUGUGGACUAUUCCAAGGUAGUCAACGCGAAAUGCUCCGUCCCCUUUGAGUUGGAAGUGGACGCAGCUGAACUGGUUCUGCAGACGACAAAUGCCGAUUUGAGUGGGUCAAAGGAGUCCGAUUCGAAACUCUGUGUAAAGAUCGGAACUCCGGUUGAUUCGGUAUUCAGUUUCCUGAGUGACAGCUGGUCUCGAAUAUGGAACCGGAAAUUCGUUCACUGCCCAACGGAGAAGACUGUCGAGGCACGGACGGUGUACUUGAUCCCGGAGAAGCUGAAACCCGACGAAGGAGACAGUGAAGCGUAUUAUUCCAUCGACAACGAGGCGUAUGAAGUGAGGCCAGUUCGGGUGACGCUGGUGCCAAGAGCAGUGGAAGUUUUCACAUUUUGAAGAAGAUUCUAGAUGCUGUUAAAAUCAAAAUAAAGUUAUUUAAUUUAU